Messenger RNA from Cuscuta europaea, 976 nucleotides. The record is from the annotation of a GenBank genome assembly. Lineage: Eukaryota; Viridiplantae; Streptophyta; Magnoliopsida; Solanales; Convolvulaceae.
GCCCUUCAUAAAUUGUUAAAUUCAUUUCCAUCUCCUCACUCCCAUGCAUGUCCCAAUUCAAGCUUUAUCAUAGAAAUAAUUAUCUGCCUGUGAUAACUCUUUAAUUACAUGGCCGCCGCACAAACACAGCUUAAACGCCGCCGAGAGGAAACCACUGAAUCAGUCGAUGAAGAAACCUCAAAGCGCCAAAAAUAUAACCAUCUUCUUUCCAUUCUCGAGGAAGAAGACGAUGAUAAAGAUAAACCCAUGCAAGAAAAUCUAUCAGCCAUUUUUACUUCCCUCCAACAAGAGCUCUACUCUUGUGAGCCUCCUCCGCCUUGCAACACGGCGGAGCAACCCGGUCCGGUAGUCGGACCGGUCGCUCCAAAAACGAGCUCCGAGGAAGGGGAUGAAGUAAGUGUCAUGAGGCGCCUUCUUGAGGCUUCUGACGAUGAUCUUGGAAUUCCGAGAAGCGGCGCCGUCGUCGACGGCGGCGCGUUGAAUGGGAUCAACGCCGGGGGGUCGCAGGCUAAUGAUGGGUUCUGGGAAGUUGAAGAUGAGAUCGCUAACUACUACGGAUUGUUAUUUACUACAUUCAUGGCCUAGUAGUUACGCUAGCUGGUUAGGUGGGGACUGAAAGCAACAAAAACACAAGCAUGGGGAGGAAACUCGAAACUUUGAAAAGAUGGAGAGGUGAUAGGGCCUAAGGGAACUAGGAAGAGGAUUUUGGGCAAGUAUGGGGAGGAAUGUCGAAACUCUGUGUCAAGUUUUUUAUCCUCAUUUUUUCAUUUUGCCAAAAAUAUUUCACGUGUUCAAUUUGGGCAAGUUUGACUCAGCUUUGAUUCAAAGAAUGUUCAAUUAAGUUGUGAAUGUUAGAUUGUUGUGUAUAACCAAUCGAUGAGAAUCUAUUUAAUUUAUUCUCAUUUAUGUUUUGUUAAUAUUAAGGGAAUAUGACAUUAAUUUGUUUGGUUGAAAAAUAUUUUAUGUUCAUUCCGUU